UUUGGAUUGCUUGGAGUAUUCUAGAAAUUGCUAAAAACAAAACCUGACAAAGUUGGAAAAGAUAUCGUGAGAGAGAGAGAGAGAGAGAGAAAAGCGUAUGAGCGAUUUAUCGAGCUGUUCUUCCAAAACUUAGUGGGGCAGAUAAGUGCAAAUACUCAAACGUUUAAAGAGAUCCUUUCGAGAUGUCACAGGAAAUAGAUCUGUUGCAUUGUUAUCAUCGCGGUUGUGGAAAGAAAUUCGAUCCAAACGACAAUAAAGACGACAAUUGCCUUCAUCAUCCAGGAAAUCCAGUGUUUCACGAUGCAUACAAAGGAUGGUCUUGUUGCAACAAAAAAUGUAUAGACUUCACUGAAUUCUUGAAUAUCAAGGGAUGUACGAAGUCAAAGCACUCCAAUGUGAAACCAUUAGAACCAGAGAAACUGCCAGUCGAUAAAUGCAAAGUUGAUGAAGUAAUACGGGUUGUCACAGGGGCUGUAAGCAAUGGAGCAUUCCUGGAGAGACCUCCGUUUAACUCGUCUCAGCUUAUACUGUCGCCAAUAAUAUCUCCUGCUCUACUAGAACAAAUUAAAGGGUUGACAGCUUUAGAAGUUGACAAAUCAACUGAUAGUAUAAUACAGAUAGGACAAACUUGUAAAAACAAUUCCUGCAAGGGGACUUAUACAGGGAUUGUCUCUGAUGAAGAGGUUUGCAAUUAUCAUCCUGGUGUACCUAUCUUUCAUGAAGGGCUGAAAUAUUGGUCUUGUUGUAAAAAGAAAACUACAGAAUUUUCAUUGUUUUUGGAUCAGCCAGGCUGUAUGCAAGGCAAACAUAUAUGGUUUUCCAAGAGUAUGGGAAAGAAGGCUCAAUGCAGAAUGGACUGGCAUCAAACAGGAGCAUAUGUAGUCGUUUCUAUAUUUGCAAAAAAAUAUCUACCCAGUCAGUCCGUCAUAAAAUUAAAUCCCAUCCAUCUGACUGUAGAUUUAUUCUUUAUAGAAGAAAACUCGAGAUAUUAUCUUGAUAUAGAAUUGAAAGGAAUUGUUAAUGUCGAGCAAAGUAGUGUACAUAUGCUGCCAACUAAAGUAGAAAUUAAAUUAAAGAAGACCGAACCUGGUUCUUGGCCAAAGUUGGAUGUUUCUACAGAAGCAAAGCCAAGAAAUUCUGAAACUGCUUGUAGCCGAAUGAUGCUGGCCACCAAAUCGAAAUUGCGGAUAUUAGCGCUUCAUGGAUAUAUGCAAUCAGACGUGAUCUUUAGUGCCAAAUUAGGAUCGUUGAGAAAAGGGUUUAAGAAAGAAAUGGAAUUCACGUUUAUAAGAGCACCACAUAAAGUUCCGUCCCAAAAAAAUAAGAUUGGUCAAGAGGAUACCGAUGAAAAUGGAUAUGGAUGGUGGUUUAAUACAGAGGACCAUGUAUUUAAAGCUACAGUGCCUAGUAACUUGUGUGUAGGAUUUGAUGACAGUGUAGCUUUGAUUGAGAAAGUAUUCUCGGAACAAGGUCCUUUUGAUGGAAUAUUGGGUUUUUCACAGGGAGCAGCUUUUGUCAGUAUACUAUGUGCUAUGAAGAAGAAGAAAAUAUUACGAAUUGAGUUUAAUUUUGUUAUUGUGAUAUCUGGAUUUAAGUCAUUGUGUGCACCUCAUGCAAAGUAUUAUGAUGAAGAAAUCGAUAUACCUUCCUUGCAUAUUUAUGGAGAGAACGAUCAAGUCAUUCCAACAGUAAUGGCAGAGCAAAUCAGUUGUUUAUUCUCAAAUAAGAAAGAGAUACAGCAUGAAGGUGGACAUUAUGUGCCAAGUAAAAAAGAUAUCUAUAGGGAUUUUGUAAUAGAAAUGCUUAGCAAAUGUAAGAACUCAACAAGUUAACGAUAUUCUUAUUUUUAUUACUAAAAUUUAUCCAAUUUAGCACGCAAUUCCAUCAGAAAAAAAAUUGUAUGUGUGUACAUGAAUAAUAGCUAAAUAUAUGU
Cyphomyrmex costatus is the source of this 1933-nucleotide messenger RNA. RefSeq names its product cysteine and histidine-rich domain-containing protein. Lineage: Eukaryota; Metazoa; Arthropoda; Insecta; Hymenoptera; Formicidae. The record is from RefSeq and is a predicted model, not a curated record. Bases 183 to 1832 code for a protein of 549 amino acids. The transcript has 9 exons.